Messenger RNA from Daucus carota subsp. sativus, 1667 nucleotides. Its product is annotated as F-box/kelch-repeat protein At3g27150. The record is from RefSeq and is a predicted model, not a curated record. The transcript has 2 exons. Gene Ontology annotation, molecular function: protein binding. Gene Ontology annotation, cellular component: cytosol. Bases 142 to 1497 code for a protein of 451 amino acids. Lineage: Eukaryota; Viridiplantae; Streptophyta; Magnoliopsida; Apiales; Apiaceae.
CAAUGGCAGUUUCACUUCACUCCCUCUCUUUAUUUAUUAUUCCAAAAGUUUGGACGACCUUUUGUGCAGUUACAACUCCCAAGCCCCUAGCUUUUGUUUAAACCAGACAGACUCCUUCGAUGAUUGACUCCAUCGCUUCAUAUGUUUCUUCUCUGUGACCGUCUGAUUUGGCUUACUCGCUUUGAAGGUAUUACAUCAACUAUGAGUGGAAAAGGAGAGAUGAAAGAAGCAGAGGGUCUGCAGAAAGAUGGUUAUCAUUUCAGUAAGUUAGGUGGUGGGAUUGUGGAUUCUGGAAAUGGCUACUGGAUAAAUUUUAGUAGUUGUUCGCAGAAGAAGGCAAGGAUCUGCAGCACUGACAAUAGAGCAGAUAUAGAAGGUCCUAAAUCUUCUUGCAGUGAGAUCACGGUUAAUGGUUCACUGAGUGCAGAAUCUCAGGAUGCAGAUUAUUCUUACAAACCUUCACUCAGUUACGACCUAGAGGAUACGGUUAUAGCUAGGUUUCCUCUGUUGGAGUACUGGAAAUUAUGCUUUGUCAACAAGAGGUUAUUGGCUCUGUUACUAAGUGGUGAGUUAUUUAAUAUUAGACGGAAAAUUCAGUUUGACGAGCCUUCUGUUUUUAUGUUUGCAAGUGGUGAGAGUAGUUGGUUGGCCUUUGAUCGAGAAUUCAAGUCCUGCAGACGCCUUCCAGUUCUCCCAGCAGAUAUGUGUUUUUUUUCAGGAGAUAAGGAGUCUUUUUGUGCAGGGACUCAUCUACUUAUUUCUGGUAGGGAAAUCGAAGGUCUUGUCAUCUGGAGGUACGAAUUGUCACUGAACAAAUGGUACAAGGGUCCUUCUAUGUUGAAUCCAAGGUGCUUAUUUGCUUCUGCCACUUGUGGUAUAUUCGCAUAUGUGGCUGGGGGAAUUGGGAUUAUGGAGAACUCCGAAGUUUAUAAUACUGCUGAGAAAUACAAUCCUGACACUCAAUCAUGGGAGCCUCUUCCAAAGAUGAUCCGGAGAAGGAAACUUUGUGCUGGAUGUUACAUGGACAACAGGUUUUAUGUAAUUGGAGGACGAAACGAUGAGGGAGAACUCACAUGUGGAGAGUAUUUUGAUGUGUCUAAAAACAAAUGGGAGCUGAUUCCAGGUAUGUUCAAGGAUGAUCCAGUUCUAACUUAUCACUCUCCCCCUCUUGUCGCGGUUGUGAACAAUGAACUGUACUCGCUAGAAGCUUCUUCCAACCAGCUGAAAGUGUACUUAAAGAGGACUAAUACAUGGAAGCACUUGGGUCCGGUCCCUGUUAAGGCUGAUUCUUACAGAGGCUGGGGAGUUGCAUUCAAGUCCCUUGGAAAUGAGCUUCUAGUCAUCGGAGCAUCUGCAGUUUCUUCCACAAGUAACUCCAUGUCUAUAUACACAUGUUGUCCGGAUCCUAAUGCGAAGGAACUGCAGUGGAACCCUCUCGACAGUGGCAGAAACCAGCUCAGCCACUUCAUCUUGAACUGUUCUGUGAUGGUAGCUUGAAAGACAGGCUCCUCUUUUCGAAAUCAAUGUGAUUGUAGUAUCUAAAUAAAAUGCUGUAGUAAUUCUGUGGAAUCAGGAUUUACAAAGGACUCCUAGUACUUAACUACCAGUUAUAAUCACAAUCAUGUAUGGUCGUCAAUUCUGCUAUAUGAACCUUAACUUAAUUUCAA